AUGGCAGGACCGCUAGGCGUUCGUCUUGUCAAUCCUUAUGAGCAGAAAGAGCAACAGACAAUUCAAAGCUACGGAGAACCUGCUCAGAAUCCUCACCAUCGUAAUGCUGUACGCCAGAGCUUCGGCCCAGGCGACCCGCUGUUUUCCGCACCCCAGCAAGCAGCCUCGCAGCGUCCCGAUUACGUCCCUCGGCCUCCCCCUUCGCCUCGACCCGCCUUCUGGGACGAUUCGACGCAGCCGCGCACGCCUUCAACACCACCGUCGCAACCUACUCCGCGGACCACAUCGACUUCGUUCACAAGAUCAGGCAUGCAUGGCCGUCCGCAAAGUAUGCCCAUGCCAGCUCCAACGCAUGGCGAACCAGGACACCAGCCCGAUGACUGCCCAGGCUGUCGUGCAGACAUGGACGAUGCCAUCAGAGCAUCGCUGCAUUCGGCAAAACAGGAAGAUGAGAAGCGGCAAAGGGAGGUGCAAGAGCAAGAGGAGCUUCGAAGAGUCUACGCCGCCAACGACGAAGAGAAUCAUCGCCGACGUCGUCUCGCCGAGGAAGAGGAGGAGAGCUUGCAAAGAGCCAUCCAAGAUAGCCGUCGUGAUGCCGAAGAAGAAGCGCGGCGCAGCAAGGACCGCGAGGCGCGAAUGCUGGAAGAAUCGAGACGGGACGCUCACCGUCAACGCGAGCAGAAUGAUAAGCUCGAAGCGGAGAUGCUCGAGGCCGCCAAGCUCGCCUCGGCGGCUCAGGACAGGCAAAGGCGCAAAGAAUUGGAUGCAAUGCAAGAGGCUGAACAGAAAGCGCUGGAGCUCAGUCUACGAGAGCAGGAAGAAGAGUGGGAACGACGGGAGAGUGCCGAGCGAUCUCUUUGGGAGUUUCUCGAAUCGAGAAACCGAAUCGAUCGAUCCGCGACACCUAUGUCGGCGAACUUUGACAGUGGCUUCGGUUCAAGGCCGCCAUCACCUGUCCCGCAACCAUCUUUGUCCCCCGCCGCGGUCGACCCCUUCGAUCCCCACGAUCUUGACGCCGAGUAUUGGCGUUUUGCUGGUCACGGCGAAGCUUAUCAACUAGCUCUUCAGAUGAACCAACCGACGCUCGCCGAAGAUGUUGUACACGCCGCAGGCAGCGUGUCUACACCGCGAACACAUCGACCCCUCCCACCCACACCAGAAACAUCAAAGCGUAGCGAGGAAGCGUCCGACGAAUUGGGCGGAACAGUUCGCAAACAGGAUCGCCUGACUGCGCCGUCCCAGCCCGCAGCUCUGCAUGCCGAUUCAGACGACGCGCCUCCGGCAUACGCUGAAGCGACACAGGCUGGUCCGUCAAACGAUGUCGCUUCUUACGCCGCUGCGUCCCCCGUAGAGAAACAGGAUUUCCCUGCUCGCUACGACACAGUCACUCUCGAAGCUCUCAACCGACCCGUCUUGCAGCAUCGAUCAUCGUCCUCGAGCUCAGCACAUAGCCAAUCGCAGAACAGUCCCAUCAUGAGCUCGCCAAGACAGAGCUUUACGAGCUCCUCUCAUCCAGGCAAAGGCUCUUCGACGCCAAUACCCAGCAGCGAAGUCUCUUCUGCUCCCCCGCACCCUGCUGAAUCUUCACCUUCGAUUCCGCAACGAGGAAGCUCGCACUCGACGCCGUCGUCCAAGCGCUUUAGUGCCUCUGCAACUUCGUUGACCUCGGAACAUCGGGGAAAGCGAGCGUUGGCGGGAGUCGAUUUUGGAUAUGGCAACCUUCCUUUUGCGCCAAAACUCGACCAAGGACGGCCUUUUGCCCGACCUGCGUCGGCAUCAACAUCGGCGUCGCCAAACAAAUCCACUUUCCCUACUACUAUCGAGCUGUCGCACAUCACCAAGAAUACAGGCCCCGACGCUGGCCUCUCGGGUUGUAGCUUCUUCAUCCUUCGCGCUCACUCAUGGAAAAGUCUGCUACGAGCCAUCGCCUGGUACGGAAACAGCCGUGUCGAAGCUUCACCGUCACAGGUCGCGGCCGCCAGCGAUAGACGUACCCGCUGCCUUUUGCGAGCUGAAGUCGAAUUCGUGACGCCGACGCGGGUGGACAUCGGCCAUGUGGGACACUAUGCUAAAGCGGCGCAAAGCAAAGGCAGCAUGCCGACGAACCCGUCCCCUGCGCACGUUUCGCUGUGCCUUUCGCUGAUGCCGACCUCAUCUGCCAAGUCUGGCGAAGCAAGUGCGUGGCUCAAGUCGGAAGAAUACCAGAUCAUCAAGCGAGAAUCGAGACGUCUGGAUGCGUGGUACGCUGGCAAAGGCUCCACACGACGUCUCGUUCAGCUCGCUCGUCAACCGCCUGCUAUGCCAGUAGCUGUGGUGCAGAUCGCACAGCUGCUUCAUGCUUCUCAUACUUUCAGUGCAGCGUGUCCCUCGUCUGGUUCCACGGCACGUCACUCGCCGCGCGACCUGCAUCACGCGAUUGAACGGCAUGACGAGGGCUAUGUACGCAAGCAGCAGGCUAUGCUCUCCGCCGGCUCCGCACUCGCCUCGAAUGUUGGCGAUACUCCGCGCCUCAGCUUGCAAACCCCGCCUCAAACGUCAGGUUCCAACGAUCCGAGAGGAGGGGCCGAUACGAACGACCUCGACGACGAUGAUGACGAUGACGAAGUCGACUUCAAUGAUUUCAGCCUUCUUGCCGAUGGAUCAUUCGAUGCUCAAGACCAGGUACUGAUGGGAAAGCGUCAGAGACUCAAAGCCAAGGUCAAGCGUCGACUCGCAAAGCGUGCAUCGGACGGUAGGGUCGUAGACGAGGAUCUGGCUGCUUGGAUCACUCCAUUUGACCUUUCCGAACGUGAAUAG
Pseudozyma hubeiensis SY62 is the source of this 2796-nucleotide messenger RNA. Its product is annotated as ubiquitin C-terminal hydrolase CreB. The coding region runs from base 1 to 2796 and encodes 931 amino acids. The transcript has a single exon. The record is from RefSeq and is a predicted model, not a curated record. NCBI's taxonomy places the organism in Eukaryota, Fungi, Basidiomycota, Ustilaginomycetes, Ustilaginales, Ustilaginaceae.